GGCCUCCGGGAGGACGGCGCUGGCCCCAUGCGAAGGUCCUCGUCCCUGAGCAGCUCCCAGGACACCUCGGAGAGGGACAGCCCCGAGAGCUCUCCUCCCCGAGUACCCCGGGCCUUAGGACACCAGGCCAAUGGGACCAGCCCUUGUGGCCGCUGGGCGUUCUGUGCCGCGCCUGUCGAGACCACCCCGGAGGACACUGAGGUCCCAUCCACCGUGGGCAUGGCUGGCCGCGAAAGCCCCCCAGGCCUGAACAUCAGCGGAGUCAGGAUCCAGCACCGGGCAUCCAGCGUGGACACACACCACGUGAGGCUGAUGCCUUUGGGGUCAGAGUCUGCUGAGCCACGGCGCUGGUCCCUGCAGCACGUUCCGGAUGCUUCUGGGAGCUCCGGGAAGCGGUGCUUCAUCUUCCAGUUGCAGCAGCCCCCACCAGGCCUCCAGGGUCCCGGGGGUGACUAUAACUUUGGGUUCACUGGCACCAAGGGUGAUCGGUUGGUGAGGUACCCCCGCAUUCGGCUGGAGAGGAGCACCUCAUAUCCCACCCAGCCCAGAAUGGAGCGGCUAAGCCCGACCGAAGGGCAGAGCCCCUCUGAGGGGCCGGCCUGCAGCAGCCGGGGACCCGAGAGCCGCGCGGCUAAUUGUGUGGAGAGGACGUCCCAGGGCCAAGGCUGUAUGUUUAAGAUCCAGCAAGAUCAAAAUGCCGGGCAGCAGCACUUCCGAAUCCUUGUGACCCGGGGGUCAGAGGAGACUCACCAAAGUCCGGAGGGGAGAGAUCUUAAAAGCCCCGGCCCUACAGGAGCUGGCGCCCUGACAAGAGACGACUUCCUGGGACAAGUGGACGUGCCCCUGAGCCAUCUCCCGACAGAAGAUCCAACCAUGGAGAGACCCUAUACAUUUAAGGAUUUUCUCCUCAGACCAAGAAGCCACAAGUCUCGGGUGAAGGGAUUUCUGCGGUUGAAAAUGGCCUACCUGCCGAAAAACGGAGGCCAGGACGAGGAGGGCAGUGGGCAGAGGGACGACAUGGAGCAUGGCUGGGAGGUGGUUGACUCCAGCGACCCGGCCGCCCAGCACCAGGAGGAGCUGCCUCCGCCCCCGCUGCCCCCCGGGUGGGAAGAGAAAGUGGACAAUUUAGGCCGGACUUACUACGUCAACCACAACAACAGGACCACGCAGUGGCACCGGCCGAGUUUAAUGGACGUCUCUUCCGAGUCUGACAACAACAUCCGGCAGAUCAACCAGGAGGCCGCCCAUCGGCGCUUCCGCUCCCGCAGGCACAUCAGUGAGGACUUGGAGCCCGAGCCCAGCGAGAGUGGGGACACCCCUGAGCCUUGGGAGACCAUCUCAGAAGAAGUGAAUCUCGCAGGGGACUCGCUCAGCCUGGCCCUGCCACCCCCACCAGCCUCCCCCGUGUCCCGGACGAGCCCCCAGGAGCUGUCGGAAGAGCUGAGCAGACGCCUUCAGAUCCCCCCGGACUCCAAUGGAGAGCAGUUCAGCUCUCUGAUCAGAGAACCCUCCUCCAGACUGCGGUCCUGCAGCGUGACGGACGCGGUGGCUGAGCAGGCUCAUCUUCCACCGCCCAGUGCCUCAACUAGGAGAGCGCGCUCGUCCACUGUCACGGGCGGCGAGGAGUCCACGCCGUCAGUGGCGUACGUGCACACCACACCGGGCCUCCCUUCAGGCUGGGAAGAGAGGAAGGACGCUAAGGGACGCACGUACUAUGUCAAUCAUAACAAUCGAACCACAACGUGGACGCGCCCCAUCGUACAGCUCGCGGAAGAUGGCGCGUCGGGAUCGGCCACAAACAGUAGCAGCCAUCUAAUCGAGCCCCAGAUCCGCCGGCCCCGUAGCCUCAGUUCACCAACAGUAACUCUGUCCGCCCCGCUGGAGGGGGCCAAGGAUUCACCCAUACGCCGAGCGGUGAAAGACACCCUCUCCAAUCCUCAGUCUCCACAGCCGUCGCCCUACAACUCCCCCAAACCACAGCACAAAGUCACGCAGAGCUUCUUGCCGCCAGGCUGGGAAAUGAGGAUAGCUCCGAACGGCCGGCCCUUCUUCAUCGACCACAACACCAAGACGACAACCUGGGAAGACCCACGCCUGAAGUUUCCAGUACACCUGCGGUCCAAGGCGCCCUUAAACCCCAAUGACCUCGGCCCCCUUCCCCCUGGGUGGGAAGAAAGGAUUCACCUGGACGGCCGGACAUUCUACAUCGACCACAGCGGCCCGGUGUUGUGUGGCGAGAAUGAUAGCGGGGAUGCAGUGCCCUCCUACGAUAGCAAAAUUACGCAGUGGGAAGACCCCAGGCUGCAGAACCCAGCCAUCACCGGUCCGGCUGUCCCAUACUCCCGAGAAUUUAAGCAGAAAUAUGACUACUUUCGGAAGAAGCUAAAGAAACCGGCCGAUAUUCCAAACAGAUUUGAGAUGAAACUUCACCGAAACAACAUAUUUGAAGAGUCCUACAGGCGAAUCAUGUCAGUGAAGAGACCGGAUGCCCUGAAAGCCAGGCUGUGGAUUGAAUUUGAGUCCGAGAAAGGCCUUGACUAUGGCGGCGUGGCCAGAGAGUGGUUCUUCCUGCUGUCCAAGGAGAUGUUCAAUCCCUACUACGGCCUCUUUGAGUACUCUGCCACGGACAACUACACGCUUCAGAUCAAUCCCAACUCGGGCCUCUGUAAUGAAGACCACUUGUCCUACUUCACGUUCAUCGGCAGGGUCGCUGGCCUGGCAGUCUUUCACGGGAAACUCUUAGAUGGUUUCUUCAUCAGACCGUUUUACAAAAUGAUGCUGGGGAAGCAGAUCACGCUGAACGACAUGGAAUCCGUGGAUAGUGAAUAUUAUAACUCCCUGAAGUGGAUCCUGGAGAACGACCCCACCGAGCUGGACCUCAUGUUCUGCAUAGACGAAGAGAACUUUGGGCAGACGUACCAGGUGGACCUGAAACCCAAUGGCUCUGAAAUCAUGGUGACAAAUGAAAACAAGAGGGAGUACAUCGACCUCGUCAUCCAGUGGAGAUUCGUGAACAGGGUCCAGAAACAGAUGAACGCCUUCCUGGAGGGCUUCACAGAACUGCUUCCCAUUGAUUUGAUUAAGAUUUUUGAUGAGAACGAAUUGGAGUUGCUGAUGUGUGGGCUUGGUGACGUGGACGUGAACGACUGGAGACAGCAUUCCAUCUACAAGAAUGGCUACUGCCCCAACCACCCCGUCAUCCAAUGGUUCUGGAAGGCGGUGCUGCUGAUGGACGCUGAGAAGCGCAUCCGGUUACUGCAGUUUGUCACAGGGACAUCCCGCGUGCCCAUGAAUGGGUUUGCCGAACUUUACGGUUCCAAUGGGCCUCAGCUGUUUACAAUCGAGCAAUGGGGCAGCCCUGAAAAGCUGCCCCGAGCUCACACCUGCUUUAAUCGCCUUGACUUACCUCCAUACGAAACCUUCGAAGAUUUACGAGAGAAGCUUCUCAUGGCCGUGGAAAACGCGCAAGGAUUCGAAGGGGUGGAUUAAGUGCCCCCGGCCUUGGGGGGGUGGUCCGUCAAGCAAGUUGUGCUUGCACUUUUGCAUUUGCCCGACAGACUUUUGCAGAGACAGUGGCGGGCGAGCAGGAAGCCCCGCAAGGCUCUGAGGCGGCGCCUUCUGCAAACAUGCCUGCCCCGGGUUCAGGCGCCACCCGUCCCUGCUCAGGCAGGCUUGACCCCUGUCACCACCUCAGCCCCUGGGCUGGUUGGCACAUACACUCAUCACAUUUCAGGAGGACUUCGUCUAUUUAUGUCCUGCCUCUGUAGGCAAAGCCCUUAAUAAAUAUUUUACAUACUUUCUACUGACCAUGAAUGGAAUCAAUCACUCACUGGACAGGUACAGUAUUACAGCUCAUGUUUACUUUUUUAACUGAUUUCGACCGAUUUGCAGCUUUGAUUUCGUGACGGUUAAAAAUGUCUCCUGUGUUUGGAAAGUGAGCUUUUUUCCCCUCUGCCCCCCUCCCCUUUUUUUCUUCUUCUUUUUUCCUAUCGCUUCCUGUCAGCGAUCUUUUUGUUGUGGAAGCCCUUUGACACGGCCAGCACCUGAAUCAGAAGACCGCCUUUGGUCCAGAGGCCUUCUGCCGACCAAGUCCUCCCCGAGACUCUUCCGCCGAAUGUUAGGCUUCACGAGAGACGUGUUCUCUUCCCUGCCCAGAGAGGGGGAGAGCAGACUGAACCGUACACAUUUGGCCUCUGUUCUGUUCUGUUUUCUGUCUGUGCAAACGUGUAGCGUGCUGGCCGCGGGGGCUGAGAGAAUUGUAACACCGAGUGACAAAACUUGUGCUGACUCAGACUCCGUGUGUAAUGACACACUCCACAUAGGCUCGGACCGCCCAGCCCUGCCUCACCCUGUACAGCCAUCGUUUCUUCCUGUUGCCUCCUUGCUGCCCGCCCCGGGGAGAUGUUCCGGAUGGCACCGGGCGCCCUGCUGAUUUGAAGCUGUGGAAGCCAGAUCCAGUCUGGGCUCCCGUGUCUCCACCUUUGCUGACGGUCAUUCGGAAGGCAUUCCUAGUACCGCUCGGAGGGAGGCCGAGUGUCUAGUCCCGUUCUCAUUGUGUCCGUCACCGUAAGUGUUGCCUGUGAUGGUUUCUUCUCACCACGUGCCCACCUUUCCCGGGGACACCUGGCUGCGGACAAUGUAGGAGACCCGGAUGGAAAGCCGGGGCCCUCUGACAACGAUUGUUCUGCAAGGUCUCCUCAACUGCCAAGAUGUAUUUCAUAGACACGUAACCGUGUUUUGUGACUGUGCCGUGUUGCAUGCGUGGACACUGUGGACUGAGCUGCACUUACUGUGGGCUGGGCGGGGCGGGAGAGAGGCCACCUGGCUUGCCCCUGGUGUCCGGUGGUUUUGUUGGUGGUGGUUUAGGGUCAGGGGCACCGACGUGGCUCUCUGUCUCUGGGGACACCCAUGAAGUGUAUAUGACAGAAUCCAGUCAUGUUCCCAGGAAUGCCUGAGAUGCUCUUGUUUCCCAGGUCACGUGAUCCCUCUGACUCACCUGUCCUGGCAGGUGAGGGAUACUGCAGGGAGGGUCUCUUGCCAGUCAUUGACCGGACAAAACGUUGGGGGGAGGGGGGUGUCUGGGAGACUCCGUAAAGGAAUUGUCUGAGAGGCGUAGAGGCUUGAGAGAGGGUGGCCUCCACAAAGCCAGGCCCUGACCCCUUUUCCUGUUGGCUUUAAAAGCACCCAGUGGUCAUCAGAAAACGGAAAUACCACGUCCUUAUCAAGAACAAGAUUGCUCAGUGGUUUUUCCCCCAUCCAGGUGAGACUUUCUGUCCUAUGGCCAAGGUAGAUUGAUGCCUCAGUGAUUAAAAAAAAAAACCCCCAAAAAACCUGUUCAUGAUCCUCGUAGCCCAGAAAGUCAUCUUGUUGGGAAUUGUGCCAAAAGCCCGGUUUCGAGCAGUAUGCUGUGAUGGCCUUGGAGAGAGCGUGACACCACGGUGCACCGUCCAGUCCAGCCAUUGUACAUCCUCCAGGGGCUGAGCGCCCGCUGCGAUUCCAUGGAGGGAACACUCAGAAACUAAGACCCAGCAGCUGUCCGAAGCAUGAGGGAGAGCGUCCAAAGCAGAAACCGGUGAGACUGACCAGAACCGAGUCCCAUGAGAGCACAGUCCAGUGCCCCUGCCCCUCUGUGACACCCCGUGUGGCAGCUUGCUUAGACUGCUGAGCGUGGUGCCUUUAAAAGCCUGGGUGAUGUUCAGUCUCUCGUAGCCAGGACUUCUUUGCAUUUCCCGCUUGGUCUGAAAUAAACGUCGACCUUGUUUCCAAUAA
Echinops telfairi (small Madagascar hedgehog) is the source of this 5769-nucleotide messenger RNA. It is a transcript of the gene NEDD4L, whose product is annotated as NEDD4 like E3 ubiquitin protein ligase. Gene Ontology annotation, molecular function: sodium channel inhibitor activity; protein binding; ubiquitin protein ligase activity. Gene Ontology annotation, biological process: ubiquitin-dependent protein catabolic process; regulation of dendrite morphogenesis. The transcript has 28 exons. The record is from RefSeq and is a predicted model, not a curated record. NCBI's taxonomy places the organism in Eukaryota, Metazoa, Chordata, Mammalia, Afrosoricida, Tenrecidae. The coding region runs from base 28 to 3489 and encodes 1153 amino acids.